Molecule: messenger RNA, 1516 nt
Organism: Cotesia glomerata
Lineage: Eukaryota; Metazoa; Arthropoda; Insecta; Hymenoptera; Braconidae
Exons: 3
Coding region: 624-1490 (288 amino acids)
Source: RefSeq, a predicted model, not a curated record
CUAAUGCAUAGUUUGAGUAACUACAAAAAAAAAAUUCAGAAAACUAUAUUUUCAUAAUUGUGAUGUUAUGAUUCAGUUAACUAUGCACUUUUCUCUCAGUGCAAGCAACUGCUAAAAAUUUGAAAGAAAAAAUUAUCUUUCCAUCAUGUUUAGUAUUGCAUUGGGAUGGAAAACUUCUUGAUGAUUCAGAAAGUGUCAAAAAAGUUGAGAGAUUGCCGGUAAUAGUAACAGGACUAGAUUUUGAACAUAUUUUGGGCGUUCCCAAAUUAGUUACUGGAGACAGUAAAAAUCAAACCGAUGCCAUAAUUAAAUUAUUAGAUGAAUGGAAGAUUAAAAACAAAAUUAAGGCUUUAUGUUUUGAUACUGCUGCUGUAAAUACGGGCUUGAAUAAUGGAACAUGCACUCAGCUUGAACGUGAGUUGAACAGAAAUCUUCUUCAUUUGGGUUGUAGACAUCAUAUAUACGAGUUGGUGCUUAGAAGUGUCGCAGAAACGUGUUGGCCGGUUACAAGUGGUCCUAAUGUUGCAAUAUUCAAUCGCUUCAAAAAUAAUUGGGAAAAUAUAAAUAAAGAAGAAUUUGAGACUGGAAUUGAAGAUUCUGAAGUUGAGAUAAAAACCAGAGACAUGAAAGACGAAAUUCUACAAUUUAUUUCAAGUCAAAUCAAGGAAUAUCAGCCGCGAGCUGACUACAAAGAACUGUUGGACUUAACUUAUAUUUUUUUGGGAGGAACUCCAUCAAGUCACUUUGGAUUCAAGCGACCUGGAGCGAUGCACCAUGCAAGAUGGUUAUCGAAAGCUAUUUAUUGUCUGAAAAUUUUUAUGUUUAAGAAGCAAUUUAAAGUAAAUGCCAAAGAAAUACCUCAGCUCCGAGACAUAUGUCUAUUUAUCGUUACAAUUUAUGUAAAAGCGUGGUGUCAAUGCCCUAAUGCUAUUAAAGCUCCAAAUCAGGAUUUACAGUUUUUGAAAGACAUCAUCAAGUACAAAGAUAUCAACAGAAAAAUUUCGAGUGCAGCUAUGGAUACAUUUUUAAGACACGGGUGGUACUUGUCAGAAUCUCUUGCCCCACUAUCUUUUUUCGACGACUCAAUACCUCGAGAGAUUAAAUUAAAAAUGAUUAACUCAUUUAAACAUAAUGAAAGUGUUUCAGAUGCUAAACGGAUCAGAGUACAAAUAUCUGAGAAUAUUUGUGCCCUAGAUAUGAGUGAAUUUAUUACCAAAAAAUCAACAGUUUUAUUUGAUUCAUUUAACUUGCCAUACGAUUUUCUUAACAUGGAUCCUAUGUUAUGGAAUACAAAUAAAAACUAUAUUGAUUGUUUAAAAUUCUUCAAAGAACUAAAAGUAGUCAACGAUGUGGCAGAGCGUGCGGUUGCUUUAAUUGAAAAAUACAACCAAUUUGGGACCAAAGAUGAAGAACAAAAACAAUAUCUGUUACAAGUAGUUGCUGCUCAUAGAAGAGAAUAUCCGAAUUGUAAUAAGAAAAAUUAUUCAUAAUUCGCAGUUAAUACUUCAUCAAAAGA